Solanum dulcamara is the source of this 1110-nucleotide messenger RNA. Its product is annotated as transcription factor RHD6. The record is from RefSeq and is a predicted model, not a curated record. Gene Ontology annotation, molecular function: DNA-binding transcription factor activity, RNA polymerase II-specific; protein dimerization activity; RNA polymerase II cis-regulatory region sequence-specific DNA binding. Gene Ontology annotation, cellular component: nucleus. Lineage: Eukaryota; Viridiplantae; Streptophyta; Magnoliopsida; Solanales; Solanaceae. Gene Ontology annotation, biological process: regulation of transcription by RNA polymerase II. The coding region runs from base 117 to 1076 and encodes 319 amino acids. The transcript is spliced from 5 exons.
ACCUUUUCACUAGAAAAGCCACAAACAAACAAAACAAAAUUUAGAGCUAGCUAGCUUCUUAUUAUAUUCUUCUAGAUCUUUUCUUUGGUCUAUACACAAUUCUCUAAUUCAUAAAUAUGUCUAUGGCACUAGCCAAAGAACAUGUUAUUAUGAGUGACACAAAAAUGGGCAUGGUUGACAAUUAUGAUCAAUAUUAUGAAGGUGAAUUUGGGAUGAAUGAUCAUUCAUCCCCAGAGUUAUAUGGGAUCCAUGAAGAACCUCCAAAGUCAAUUUUUGAAGAAUGUGAAAAUUCAGAAAAAACAACUCCAAAAAUAGCCAAGAAUUUUGCUUUAAGCAGUUCUAAUUCUUCCCUUUCUAGCCCCAGUAGUUCCAAUUCCAAUGGACAAUCUGUUAUUAACUUCAAAGGGGGUUAUGGUAAUUUUAUACAUUCAGCAAAUGGAUCUUUGUUGAGCUUUGAGCAUAGUGAAAGAUUUUGCCCAAAUCCAAGAAUGAUUAGUAGUAUUAAUCAAGUGGAAGGCUCUGUUUGGGAAGAUAAUAUUUUGCAAUGCCAGAAUUCUGUUACUCCUAAGGGAAGUAGUAACAAUAGUCCUCGAGUGAUUAAUGAGAAUUCCAAUAAUAAUGGAAUACCAUUUGGAUGGCUAAAUUCUGAAGUUAAUGCAAGCACCGCUACUCAUGUUGAGGAAUCACGUUUCAAUAAGCGCCCCUCCACGGAAGAGUGCAUGCAAACAAAUAAGAAGCAAUGUACAGCGGGUUCAAAGAAGGGGAAACCAAAUAAUAAUAAUUCAAUUGGUACAAAGGAUCCACAGAGUAUUGCAGCCAAGAAUCGUAGAGAACGGAUUAGUGAGCGUCUGAAGAUACUACAAGAACUUGUUCCCAAUGGUUCCAAGGUUGAUUUGGUCACCAUGUUGGAGAAAGCAAUUGGUUACGUCAAGUUUCUUCAGUUGCAAGUGAAGGUGUUGGCAACAGAUGAAUUUUGGCCUACACAAGGUGGAAAAGCUCCAGACAUUUCACAAGUAAAAGAGGCCAUUGAUGCCAUCCUUGCUACUCAACGAGACAGAAACUCAACCUCCAAGUGAUCAUAGUAUUUAGCUAGAUUAUAUUCUAUUGAUG